AUGUCCGAGCUGAGCAGCUUAUCGUCCCUCGGCCUGUAUCCUUUGGACGUCGGCGUCGGCGUCGGCGCCGUCGAGCCGAUUCCUAUGACGGGCCGAGGUGGUGCGAUGGUCAUGAGAAGUCUCUCCGUCUUCCUGACGUACGGCCGCAAAGCUCGGAGCGGUCUCGAAAAGGAUCGAGGAAAUUCGGCGGAUUCGUAUUGCGAGGACCAGAUCCUGAAGAGCAUGCCCGAAGGACCAAACGGGAGGAACGCCGUGCCAAGCGCGAAGCUUUUCGAGUACUUAAAGCGCAGGACUAAGUUCUCCAGGUCGGAGCUCGAGGCUCUCUGCAAGAUUUACAAGAAACUGACAACCGGUCAACAAUUCGGAGCAUCCUCAACGACGGGCGACAUUUCGGCACCUGUGCAGGGAAUCGACAGGGCAAUAUUUCGCGAAUUGUUGCACAACACGUUCGACAUCCUGACGGAAGAUAUGAUCGUCGAGAGGAUGUUCUGCUGUUGGGAUAAGGAUAACGAUGGAUUCGUUAGCCUCGAGUCCUGGAUUUUCGGACUGAACGUGUUUCUUCGAGGAACCCUGCGCGAGAAAACGGAAUUCUGCUUCAAGGUCUACGACUUGAAUAACGACGGAUUCAUCAGCAAGGACGAGAUCUUCCAAUUUUUUAAGGAUUGUCUGAUCAAGCAACCCGGAGAUGAAGACCCUGAAGAGGGCGUCAGAGACUUGUCUGAAAUGGUUCUAAAAAAAUUGGACGUCGAUCGCGACGGAAAGGUCUCAUUCCGUGAUUAUGAAACCGCGAUAAAAAAAGAGCCCCUUCUUUUGGAAGCUUUCGGGACGUGUCUUCCGACGCAAGAAAACUGCACGGCUUUUCUGACGACCUUGCAGACAUAAACCAAAUACGUUGCAAUAUGCACUCUUCGAAAUGGGCAUAUUAAAAUCAGUGAACAACGAUCUGCUCGUUUUCGAGUCGAAGUUUAUUAAGAUCGAGCUCGAAUUAAUUCUCACGUUGCAAUGACGUUAUCAUCAAACAACUUCAUCCUAUCGCACUUAUCAGGAAACUCGUUGAAGUUUUUUAGCACUUGUUUACGCUCCGGCAUUUUGAUGCAAUCGUUUCGCCGACCCCAAUGAAAAUUCUGAGAGAUAAUAACUCGAUGAUUACACCCACACUGAUUGUAAUGAAUUUU
Molecule: messenger RNA, 1175 nt
Organism: Orussus abietinus
Lineage: Eukaryota; Metazoa; Arthropoda; Insecta; Hymenoptera; Orussidae
Product: EF-hand calcium-binding domain-containing protein 1
Exons: 4
Coding region: 1-882 (293 amino acids)
Molecular function (GO): calcium ion binding
Source: RefSeq, a predicted model, not a curated record